Molecule: messenger RNA, 1450 nt
Organism: Medicago truncatula (barrel medic)
Lineage: Eukaryota; Viridiplantae; Streptophyta; Magnoliopsida; Fabales; Fabaceae
Exons: 9
Coding region: 58-1146 (362 amino acids)
Source: RefSeq, a predicted model, not a curated record
UAAAUUAGUUACAAUAACAGGGUCACGUGGGGAUGUAAGGAAGGAAGUUGUGGGAAAAUGAGGUGGUGUGGAAAUGCAACAAGUUCAAUUGCAAUUGCAAUAUCAACAAGUGGAGUGGGCGUGCCGUCUUCGUCGUCGUCAUCGUCAUCGUCAUGGUUUUGUUGUUGUUGGAAAUGGAAACUGUGCCACAACAACUCUACUUACCCAGUAACAGCAACAACAACAACGGAACUAGUUUGGCCAUAUCGCAAUAAUCGGAAUGUGAUGAUGAAGAAGAAGAAGGUGCGUUGUCUGAAAAGGGCAGAUGUAAGUGAAGGACGAAGACGACAACAGGGCUUUGAAUUCGAUCCUGAGCUGCGGUCGGUGCUUGAACUUGCAACCGACUCCGAGUUGUCUGAAAUUCAAACAAUCCUUUUCGGCCCCAGCUACUUGAGUCCUUUGCUUAAAUCAAUCACAAGUGCAUCAAGUAACAUGGAUCCAUCCAUGAUCGAACAUGACAUUCAACUACGCCAACACUUUAUUGAGACUCUUGAGUCCCGCUUUUUCUUCCUCGCUGCUGAUGCCCGUUCAACAUUAAGGGGUUGGAGGCCUUCUUACAGAAAUGUCUUGCUUCACCUAACCUCUAAAUUGAAUAUUCCUUGCUCAACCCAACUCCACACUCACCACCUUGAACUUGAAAUAUUCCUCCACCUUUUACACUUCAACUCCCAUGUAUCCGCCUCCUCUCAUACUCAAUGGAAACACUUUCAAUCUAUUCUUUUCAAGGGAGGUGGUAUAUUUACGUUGGCAAAGAUAUAUCAAUUGUUGGCGAGCAAAUUAUCUGGGAAAAUGCUUGUAGAAGCUGCUAACUACCAGGUUAAGAAAGAGUUAUUGAAGAAGGGUGGACAGGUAGCUUUGAUCAAUCUAGAAUCCAGAGCUGCUUUGCUUGCAGCAAAACAGGGUUUUCUUGGUGCUGCGUCAAGAUAUCUGGGUUUUAGAAGCAUGCUCACAUUACUUGGACCUGUGCUUUGGGGAACACUUCUGGCUGAUCUUGUCAUUCAAAUGCUGGGAACGGAUUAUGCUAGAAUCUUGCGAACAAUUUAUGCUUUAGCUCAGAUUCGAGUGAUCCGUACGUACAAGCUACCAUCUGACAUUGCUGAGGAAUAGUUAAGUGGUUCCUUUCAAGGGUGGUGAUUGUGGAAUAUGUUGGACUUUGAGCUCGUUGAAAACUUUGGAGGAUAGGGACGUGUCAGUAAACGGUUCUAAAGUAACACAAGCACCACUCUUUUUUGAGAGAGCACAAGCACCACUCUUAAAAUUCGUAAAUAUGUUAAUAUUGGCCUAAUAGACUAUAGGGAUAAAUAUGUUUUUGGUCCCUGUAAAUAUACAAACUUUUCGUUUUAGUCUUUCUAAAAUUUUCCUUCAACUUUUAGACUAUAAAAUUUUCAAUCACUACUUUUGGUCCAUAUUU